This is a messenger RNA of Neltuma alba, 464 nucleotides long. RefSeq names its product calcium-binding protein CML24-like. NCBI's taxonomy places the organism in Eukaryota, Viridiplantae, Streptophyta, Magnoliopsida, Fabales, Fabaceae. The transcript has a single exon. Gene Ontology annotation, molecular function: calcium ion binding. Bases 17 to 460 code for a protein of 147 amino acids. The record is from RefSeq and is a predicted model, not a curated record.
AUUCAUUUCCUUUCCCAUGGAUGACGAGGUGCGCCAGAUUUUCGACAAGUUCGACAAGAACGGCGACGGCAAGAUCUCCUCCGGCGAGCUCAAGGAGAUGCUUCAGUCUUUGGGCACCAAAACUACGUCGGAGGAAGUCGACCGUAUGAUGAGCGUGAUGGACAAGAACGGCGACGGCUUCAUUGACCUCAAGGAAUUCGCCGAGGUCCAUUGUGCCGGAGCUAAAACUAGCGCCGAUGACACCAAGGAGCUCCGUGACGCUUUCGAUCUGUACGACCUGGACAAGAACGGAGUGAUAUCGGCGACCGAGUUGCACUCGGUGAUGAGGAAGUUGGGGGAGGAGUGUUCCCUAAGUGACUGCCGGAGGAUGAUCAGCGCCGUGGACGACGACGGUGAUGGGAACGUGAAUUUUGAGGAGUUCAAGAAAAUGAUGACUCGGUCUUAUAGUCACACUGAAUGAAAUC